This is a messenger RNA of Rodentolepis nana, 972 nucleotides long. NCBI's taxonomy places the organism in Eukaryota, Metazoa, Platyhelminthes, Cestoda, Cyclophyllidea, Hymenolepididae. The record is from the annotation of a GenBank genome assembly.
AUGCUUGUUCACGUUACCCACGUUCUCUAUUUCAGGCGUUCUUCAUACUACUGGCUUUGUAACGCUCUUGAUAUCUAUUGUCCGGUUCAAUGGGAAUACGGUCGUUUAAACUUCAACUACACGGUGGUUUCUAAGCGAAAAAUCCUCAAACUAGUUUCUUCCGGUAUUGUCGCUGAUUGGGAUGAUCCAAGACUCUUCACUCUCACUGCUCUACGCCGACGUGGCUUCCCACCUGAAGCAAUUAAUCGAUUCUGUGAGCUGAUUGGUGUCACCAUGAGCCAGACCGUACUUGAUCCCUCGGCACUGGAGGCUUGCGUUCGUGAUUAUCUCAACAAACAUGCUCCCAGACGCAUGUGUGUCGAGGAUCCUGUGAAAGUUACCAUUAAAAACUGGACGGAAUUGUAUGGAGAUAAGGAGUUUGUUGAGUUAACAGUACCUGACUUUCCCGCUGAUGAAAAUAGCACUACCCGUACUGUGGUUCUUUCUAAAGAACUCUACAUAGAGAGGUCCGACUUCCUGCGCGAUCCUGUACCGGGUUUCCGCCGUUUAACGCCUACCCAGCCCGUUGGUAUUCGCUAUGGUGGUUUAGUUCUUCGUUGUGGGGAUCUACAUGUGGAUGCAGAGAAUAACGUUCGAGAGAUCAUGGUCGAGGCUGAACCAAUUUCAACGACGAAUAAACCGAAGGCCUUCAUUCACUGGGUCUCCAAUCCUCUCAAGUGUGAACUUCGUCUCUAUGAUCGACUAUUCAAUGAAAAGAACCCUGAAGAUUGUCCUGGGGGAUUUAUGGCAGCAGUCAACCCGAAAUCCCUGGUUGUGGCGGAUGAGGCACUGAUUGAACGAUCUGUGAAGGGUUCCAACACGUACAGUCGCUUCCAAUUCGAACGUAUCGGAUUCUUUACCGUUGAUCAAGAUAGCGAACCUGACCACGUGAGAGUUAAUUUUACCCAUUUGAAUCUUAUCAUAAGGUGGUAA